ACCCAGACUCUAGACUAGACGUGUUUAUUUCCGAAAGACGAGAUGUCAACAUACGUAUGCCUAGCGUCCUUGAUUGACAGUCGCUUGAGAUACAUUGCAGUACACGACACGCAUUAUCAUGUAGGUCAAUGAGUUUUGAACGUUCGGUGAAGGGGAAUUCCCUUCUAAAAAUAACUUGAAUAUUUCACAACAUCCGGUGACGUCACUUGUUUUCGAACCUUCGAAGUCCCUGGAACGUUCGAGAGGAUUUCAUCAGUAUUUAAGAAAUUUACCUACACAACAUGCCUCAGUAUAAGCAGCCAGCGCGGUGGUCCACAUCUCCUUGGUCUGGUAUAUUCAACAGCAAAAUCCACACAAGAAAGAAAACAGUCCACGGACUUGGCUUUUGUCCACCAUGUUUAUCACAUAUCCAUCAUCCCUGAAAGGAUGUGUUUUGGUGUUUGUGGGACUCGCAUUACCGUCUUUGUUGGGCGCAAGCACAACCUGUAACCCAGGUGUAAGCUACCUGGAUCCUGUCACUGGACAUUGUGAUCCCUGCAGUGAUAUCUGUGAGUUUACACAGGCACAGAGAACACAGAAAAGAUGCCAGGACAUGUGUCCAGGGUACAAGCCCAUGGUUCAUCAGUGUCCUCCACAACAUUACUACGAUGUCAUCGUGGACAGAUGUGAACGUUGUGAAUCUCUCUGCCUCCAUCCACAUACACGAGAUGAUUGUCAGAAGCUUUGUCCCGACUGGUCCGAAAAGAAUUCCUCCGUGACAAGUUCACACACAGAGCCCAAGGUGAUUUCAUCAACAAACGUGUCAGCCAAUACUGCUGAAAGGAGCCAUGCGACAGAAAGUAACUAUGGAUCGUUAACAACUGGAGUUUGGAUAGGCGUGGGGUUCCUGGCACUAUGUGCCCUAGGUCUUGUUGCCCUGACAGCCGUGUGUGGGAAGGGCUGCAUUGGCACCAUUAAGUCACUUGCUUCAAGACACCUAUUUACCAGACAUCCUACACAGGUCCAAGAGGACGUUGAGACCAGGGAGAGCCUAAAUCCCAUAUACAGACCUACUGGGCGUGGUCCAAUUGCAACACCCAUUGAAGACGUGUGAUGAGGAUGACGAAGAACAUUCCAUUACUAUUUGAAAUAAAAAUGUAAAAUUGGUUGAAGGAGACGACGAAGAGGAAGAACAUGUUUAGAGCAUGUUGAGAAGGCGGCUAAGUCGCAAGAUAACCAAGUCAAAGGGUGUGAAGACAAAUACCAGUCUCGCCAGAGACGACAUCACACGAGACGAACGGCGCUGGCCGAGGAGAGACAGCGAAUAACACGAUGAAAUAAGAGUGUUGUGAGAAAGAAGAACAGUACGAGUUGUGUCCCUUGGUACACAAAGCUGAAGUGUAAGGACCCACAAUGCGUCACAAAGCGGAUAUGCAUUACAGGGUCAAGUAGCACAGCUGUGAAGGAGAUUGAGUCAUUUUCAUAUGAUAUCAUAUACACUCACGUUCUAACACAUACGUAUUUGUUAUUGAUUCAGUUAGUCCGAUCUUUUUUGCCAUUUUGUAUUAAUAGAUACCAGUGCUUCUUGACAGAACUGAAAUGCAUACAGAAUCUACUGGUAGUGUUUACAUUACAAAUAUUUCUUGGUGUAGUGUUUUACCAUGUAACCACCUCAUGGUAGGUGAUCAUUUUAGGUGCAGGUGAGAACAUGUGAUGUGUCGAAAACUGUGCUUUGAUGUAGUUACUAAGUUGUUUAGUUUUAUCAAAGUUUACAUACAUGUGUGUACAUAUAUAGUGUUUCUAGAAGAAUAAAAUAACCCUGUUUACUCUU
Molecule: messenger RNA, 1810 nt
Organism: Haliotis rufescens (red abalone)
Lineage: Eukaryota; Metazoa; Mollusca; Gastropoda; Lepetellida; Haliotidae
Exons: 5
Coding region: 395-1093 (232 amino acids)
Source: RefSeq, a predicted model, not a curated record